This is a messenger RNA of Mus caroli (Ryukyu mouse), 4521 nucleotides long. Lineage: Eukaryota; Metazoa; Chordata; Mammalia; Rodentia; Muridae. The record is from RefSeq and is a predicted model, not a curated record.
GCCCUCAAGGCGCUCAAGCGGCCAACCUCCGCCCUGCAGAGCGCUCCAACGGCCAGGUCGCUUCCCAUAGGGCAUCGUAACUGCUAGGUCCCGCCUUCCGAGGUGCGCUUGGGACCAGGCCACGCCCCAAAGAGGCCAACGCUGGCCAGCCCCGCCCCUCGAGCCNCGCCAACUGUCCUCCCCCUCCCCCUCGUGCGCCGAGACGUGAGGACGCCGGCGUCGUAGGCUGAGGUGGCAGCUGUCCCGCAGUCAUGGAGCUGCCGCAGAUGCCGGAGCUGAUGGGGUUGUCCCUCCUGGUGGGUCUGCUGGCCUUGGUGGCCACGGCGGCUGUGGCGCGGGGCUGGCUGCGGGCCGAGGAGAAGCCCAGCCAGCCCGUCUGUAAGUAUACCGGGUCGGGUGGCGGUGACUCUGGGGACUUUGCUCCCGGCCACCGCGUGGUACGGUACCAGGAGCGUGGAGAGUCACGGACNCACCCUCUUCUGGCCGCAGCACUGAAGAGCCACAGUGGCAAUAUAUCUUGCAUGGACUUCAGCAGCAACGGCAAGUAUCUGGCCACCUGUGCGGAUGACCGCACUGUCCGCAUCUGGAGCACCAAAGAUUUCCUUCAGCGGGAACACCGCAGCAUGAGAGCCAACGUGGAGCUGGACCAUGCCACCUUGGUGCGCUUCAGCCCUGACUGCAGAGCCUUCAUUGUUUGGCUGGCCAAUGGGGACACCCUCCGUGUUUUUAAGAUGACCAAGCGGGAAGAUGGGGGCUUUACUUUCACGGCCACACCAGAGGAUUUCCCUAAAAAACACAAAGCGCCCAUCAUCAACAUCGGUAUUGCUGACACAGGGAAGUUCAUCAUGACGGCCUCCAGUGACACAACUGUCCUCAUAUGGAAUCUGAAAGGUCAGGUGCUGUCCACGAUCAACACUAACCAGAUGAACAACAGUCACGCAGUCAUCUCCCCAUGCAGCAGGUUUGUGGGUUCGUGUGGCUUCACCCCAGANGUGAAGGUCUGGGAGGUCUGCUUCGGGAAGAAAGGAGAGUUCCAGGAGGUGCUGCGAGCCUUUGAACUGAAGGGUCACUCUGCAUCUGUCCACUCUUUCGCUUUCUCCAAUGACUCUCGAAGGAUGGCCUCGGUCUCCAAGGAUGGCACAUGGAAGCUAUGGGACACAGAUGUGGAGUACAAGAAGCAGCAGGACCCCUACUUGCUACGGACAGGCCGCUUUGAAGAGGCAAGCACCAUGCCUUGCCGCCUGGCACUCUCCCCUGACACCCAUGUCCUGGCCUUGGCCACUGGCACCAAUAUUCAUCUCUUCAACACACGCCGCGGGGAGAAGGAGGAAUACUUCGAGUGCGUCCACGGGGAGUGUAUUGCUGACUUGACUUUUGACAUCACUGGCCGCUUCCUGGCCUCCUGUGGGGACCGUGCAGUGCGGCUCUUCCACAAUACCCCUGGCCACCGGGCUGUGGUGGAGGAGAUGCAGAGCCUCCUGAAGCGGGCAUCCAGCGAAAGUACCCGCCAGAGGCUGCAGCAACAGCUAACCCAGGCCCAAGAGGCCCUCAAGAGACUGGGUGCCCUGAAGAAGUGACUCUGGCUCCAGAUGGGUCUGGCUGCCUGGCCCAGCAGCUGCUGCUCCCCAGUGGCCCCUAGGAUGUCGAGACCUGGAGGAACCUCCCAGUUUUCUUCCUGGUGGCCCCUACUUUUUCCUAUUGAAACUAUUCUUGCAUACUCAGAUCUCUCUCUCUGUCUCUCUCUUCUUGUUUGACUCUUCCCAGACUGAAAAGUACUGUUUUCUCACAGGCCCUAGGGGUAGAAUCUGUCUUCACCUAGCAGGGAGAAGGGGAGUAGACAGAAGACANACAGAGCAAAACCUUUGAUGGUUUGGCAAANGACCCUAACAUCCAAAGAAGUUUGUCAGUGUAGAGGGAAAACCCUAGGGUCACCAGGGACAAAUUGCUGUUUUAUAAGAGUUCAGAACAUGUUUUAUAAUGCUGCAUGGUCAGCCUCCAUCUGGACCAGGCUCCUGAUAGCAGCAAGAAGUAAUUAAGGACUGGUCUUUGUUGGCAUUGGUCUGUAAUAUCAGCACUAUACAGGCAAAGGUGAGAGGAUCAGGGGUUCAAGGCCAGCUUGGACUACAUAGUGAAUUCUAAGUCCUCCUGGGCUCCAUUCAUAUGGAGAGAAACCUUGGCGAGAUUGUUUUUCCCUGGGCUUCAGUUUUCUUAUUUGUAAAAUGGGGAACGAUGCUCUCUGUGGUCUUCCUGCAAAGAUGCUGUGAGGCUAGGAGUGUUAUAAUGCUCCCACACAUGGAGCAUAACAGGUCUGUCCAGUGUCAUUACCUACCAGGUAAACAUAGGAUGCAGACGGUGUUCUGCAAGCAAACUAGGAAAAAACCACAGCUCUUGUGAAGCCAAGUUUCCUAGGGCUCUGCUUGCUCAUUCAUCUUGGAUAAAUAUGGUGGUUUGGUUCCCGUGCCUUGAGAAGUAAUGCCAUCCCAAGAGGGUGUUCCUCUCUUGGGGNCUUCUUGAACCCAUCACUUCAGGGCCUGCUUCAUGGGACCAGCUAGUGAUGCUGGCUAACACAGACAACACUAGGCCUGCUGCCAAGGGUAAAAGCUGGUGGGAGGACCUAGAGGCUGGUGUCUGUGACGUGCUUUUUGUUCAUUUACAGCUGCAGGGGAGGUUGUGGACAGGAGGCUUGACCGUAGUGAAUCCAGGACAAUAAUGGGGAAAGAAUGGAAUCCACCCACUAAAAGACUGGGUCUCAGCCAUGUACAUUUGAAGACUGCUUGGACUGGUCUUUGUUGGUGAGGAAGAUGGCAGGCAUCUAGGAAGGCUUGAAUCUAGCAAAAGGUUCCCAUCCCGGUUAGUUUUGAUCUCUCACUUAAAAGUAGGGCCUCUUCCUGCCAUCCUCAAUGCUACAGGAUGUUUAGAACAAGGCACAACCCUGAAGUUGACCUUGAUGGCUCCCUUGUCACACUCUCCUUCUACCACUGCUGCUACAUCCAGAUGGCCUGCAGCGUCUGCAUCUCUCCCACUCUUCUGUUACCAUCCCUGUCUUAGCCACUGUCCCGUAGUAUAUGGAUAGUACUUCUGUUUCCAANCACAUUACUUCAAGUCAGUUUUCUACAUAGUUUAGCCAGCUUUGGAAAAACAAAAAUGGUAUUUUGGAUCAUGCCAUUUCCAAAAGGCUUCCUUCUCUCUAUACUUGGAAUUAAACCACAAACUCUCCUUGUGGCCUGUGAAAUGUCAUGAAAUUUAGCCACUCCUGUGAUCUUUCUUUGCAGUGGUCCAACCCCAUUCUUCCUGUAACCCAGGCAUUUGGCAGGCUCCGGGUGUGGGCUGGUCCCUCUUGUGCUGAAAGUAUUUUUCCUUUCUGUUGGCAGACUUGUCAAUGCGAUUCAGUCCUUGUAACUUUCACUCGAAAACAGCUGCCNCCUCACCCACUCCCUCCGAAGUAGCCCUUUCCACCAAUCCUGUCCCUCCCAGUGCCCUGCUGCUUUUCCUUUUGUAUGAAUUGAUGCCAUCUUGUCUGGCUAUGUGUUGACUGCAGUGUCAGAGAAGGGCAGUGAGGGGUUAAGAGUGGGAAUUAGGCCCGUCACCUGGUCUUGUGAUGGGAGACUGCACUGGGCUGGUGGCACAGUGGGAGGGAGCCGCUACUGACUGAUAAGCCGCAGAAGUUGCCAGUUGCAGAGAAGUUAGAUGCUGGCACUGUACUUUGCAAGGAGGCAUCCUUGUGGACUGCACCAAACCCUGACGGGGGAGGGCGCAGCUCAUCAGUCUCAUUGGCGCUGAAGGAUUCUUCCUUACUUUUCCUUUUGCAGUCCUGGGAAUGGAAGCCAGGGUCUCAUGCAGGUGGACAAAUAGCUCUGCUGCUGAGCCAUGCCUCAACCCCUCACUGGGAGAUGCUAGACGAAGACUCUCCUCAGCCACAGCCCUAGCCCUCACUGGACAAAUGCUUUGCCUCCGAGCCUCUUUGCAGCAGUUUGUGAAAUUGCUGAAGAAUGCGUUGGAACAGAAUCCUUGUUGGUCUGCUUUGCUCUGGGUCCCAAGUCAACUAGCCAGGACAAAGUAAGCUCUCAAUAAAUGGGACUCUAACUAGAAGUAAUGACCAAGCUUUUGAUAUAUUUUGUUUUCUGCACUCCGCUCUCUAUUGUGGAUUCAGGUUUCUGAUAAGAUCAGCCAUAUUGAAGGCCAUGUGGCCACACAGGGAUUUGGGCUUCUGACUACACAGCUGUGCCUCAGGCUUGUGUGUGCGCGGGGGCGUGUCUGGUGGGCAUCCGCUCUGGUUGUUGAAANCAUCUGAAAAUGCGUUCUCUGGCUUCCGCACUCGUCGUGUCUUGAGAAGUAACUGGUGCCGUGGCUGCACAGGGAAGGCAGUGAACCCUAGCAAGAAUGCUUAGCUGCUGAAGUCAGAAGUCUGUUCCCAAACUGGCCAAGUCACUGGCCUCUGGCCUGGAGUCCUGUAAUCACAGAGGCUGCCAGAGUUUGUCUCCCCACGUGUGGAAUGGGAAUAAAUGUUGCUCUGUCACCUUG